Molecule: messenger RNA, 330 nt
Organism: Symsagittifera roscoffensis
Lineage: Eukaryota; Metazoa; Xenacoelomorpha; Acoela; Convolutidae
Exons: 1
Coding region: 1-330 (109 amino acids)
Source: RefSeq, a predicted model, not a curated record
AUGGUGACGGUGAUGUUGAUGGGGUUGGAUAAGGUGAAAGUGUUGGUGAUGGUGAUAGUUAUGGUGGUAGUGAUGGUGAUGUUGAUGUUGAUGUUGCUGGAUAAGGUGGUAGUGAUAGUGAUGGUAAUGGUGUUGGAUAAGAAGAUAGUGAUGGCGAUGUUUAUUUUGAUGGUGUUGAAUAAGGUGAUAAUGAUGGUGAUGGUGAUGGUGAUGGUUAUGGUGAUGAUGAUGGUACUGGUGAUGAUGAUGGUGAUGGUGAUGGUGAUGGUGAUGGUGAUGUUUUUGGUGAUAGUGAUGGUGCUUCACAAUGUGAUAGUCAUGGUGACGUGA